Hermetia illucens (black soldier fly) is the source of this 619-nucleotide messenger RNA. RefSeq names its product DNA-directed RNA polymerase II subunit RPB9 (gene RpII15). The record is from RefSeq and is a predicted model, not a curated record. Gene Ontology annotation, biological process: transcription initiation at RNA polymerase II promoter; transcription-coupled nucleotide-excision repair; DNA-templated transcription. The coding region runs from base 161 to 544 and encodes 127 amino acids. Lineage: Eukaryota; Metazoa; Arthropoda; Insecta; Diptera; Stratiomyidae. Gene Ontology annotation, molecular function: zinc ion binding; DNA-directed RNA polymerase activity; nucleic acid binding. Gene Ontology annotation, cellular component: RNA polymerase II, core complex. The transcript has 3 exons.
CUAGAACUUUCCAUUCAAACAUAACCAAAGAAAACAAUCAGCGGCAAACGACGUUAGUGCAAUUGUUUUCCAAGAUUUCUAUAUAAAUAACAUUGAAAAUAUUAUUGAGUGUUACCCAAAGUUUACUCCCACCCGUGUGUAAGUGAUAUAGACCAAAAAAAUGGCGGGAUAUGAUGCACAAGGAGACGGUCCGGGCUUUGUUGGAAUUCGGUUUUGCCAGGAAUGCAACAACAUGCUUUACCCCAAAGAAGACAAGGAGAAUAAAAUCCUGAUGUACGCAUGUAGAAAUUGUGACUACAAACAGGAGGCAGAUUCGAAUUGUAUUUAUGUUAACAAAAUUAUGCACGAAAUCGAUGAACUUACACACAUAGUGCCGGAUGUAAUCUCAGACCCAACUCUCCCGCGUACCGAGGACCAUGCAUGUCCAAAGUGUGGUCACCGGGAAGCUGUAUUCUUCCAAGCCCAGACACGACGAGCUGAAGAAGAAAUGAGAUUGUACUACGUCUGUACAAAUCAAAAUUGUACUCAUCGCUGGACAGAAUGAAUGCUGUAUUUUCUUAACUUGGGUGUAUUAUUUAAUAAGACGGAACUUGUAAUAAAACAAAAACAAUCAUAUAAA